Messenger RNA from Solanum verrucosum, 1646 nucleotides. Its product is annotated as zinc finger CCCH domain-containing protein 25. Gene Ontology annotation, cellular component: precatalytic spliceosome; U2 snRNP; catalytic step 2 spliceosome. Lineage: Eukaryota; Viridiplantae; Streptophyta; Magnoliopsida; Solanales; Solanaceae. The record is from RefSeq and is a predicted model, not a curated record. The transcript has 5 exons. The coding region runs from base 120 to 1181 and encodes 353 amino acids. Gene Ontology annotation, molecular function: RNA binding; metal ion binding. Gene Ontology annotation, biological process: mRNA splicing, via spliceosome.
CAGCAUCUGCAGAACUCUCUGGGAUUAACAAGAAGGAAACCUUCUGCUGCUUCAUCUUCUGUUUCGGCCAAAUACGAAAUCACGCCGGAUAACAGGUUUUGAGGAAUUGGAAUACUGCAAUGAAUCCGUUGACGCUAGUGAAGCGCAUUCAGAAUAUUAAUGCAAAAGAAGCAUCUUUAGGGAUCUCCGAUCAGGCAUCCUGGCAUGCUAGAUACAAAGAUUCAGCUUAUGUAUUUGUUGGUGGAAUUCCUUUUGACCUCACUGAAGGUGAUCUCCUCGCUGUUUUCGCCCAGUAUGGGGAAGUUGUUGAUGUCAAUCUUGUUAGAGAUAAAGGUACGGGCAAGUCAAAGGGCUUUGCUUUUGUUGCUUACGAGGAUCAAAGGAGUACAAAUCUUGCUGUGGAUAACUUAAAUGGUGCUCAGAUCCUGGGUAGAAUAAUCAGAGUCGAUCAUGUUACCAACUAUAAAAAGAAAGAAGAAGAGGAUGAAGAGACAGAGAGGAAAAAGAGGGAGGAGCGAGGGGUCUGCCGCUCUUUCCAGAGGGGUGAAUGCAAUCGUGGUGCUGCGUGCAAGUUCUCUCAUGAUGAGAAGAGAGCUGCAAACACAGGUUGGGGUGCUGAGGAAGAUCGAAGUUCGAGAUGGGCCCAUGACAAAGCUGAAAAUUCUAAGAAGGAUGGAAGAUCUGGCCAAUGGGGUCGGCCUCCUCGGCCUGACUACAAGGAAGAGGUCAAAGUCUCUGAUACAGAUCCAAGAAAUUCUAAAGCAAAAAUUAGUGACAUAGAAAGGCUUGAGCAGAGAGAUUCGACUGCAAGAGAUCAUUAUAAGAGAGAUUCAACUGCAAGAGAUCACUAUAAGAGAGAUAUCGAGCAGCACAGGUCAGAGCGGAAGGAAAAGGGAAGUAAUUACAAAGAAGAUGAUCUGGAUAGGUCACAUGUGGAGAGAAGAUCUAGGAGGUAUGAUGAUGUACAAGACUCGGGGGAAGCUAUUGAGAGAAAAUCUAGGAGGCAUGAUGAUGUGAUCUCAAAGGAAUAUGAUGAUAGGAGAGAUGAAAGAGGACAAAAAAGAUAUGAAUCUGAAUCUUAUCAUACAGAAAAAAGAGAAAGCAGGGAAAUGGAGAAACAAUCUCGCCUCCACCGUGAUGGACGGGAUGAAGAAGAUCGGAGGCAAAGAUCACAUAGAUAAUGGUCCCCUGAUUUAGGACUUCAGCUUUAUGUCUUGCACUGGUGCAUAGAUGACUACUGAAUUGUAUUAAAUUUGCAACUUCAGUUCCAAUUUCGAGUACAAUGCCUUGUCUGACAGCCAAGGUGAUCUACCCUUUAUACAUGAAAGAGCUGUCUCAGAAAGGGGCCACCUGAAAUGGAAUCUCGGCCUCUUGUGCUCUAUACUAAACAAGGGAUAGCGAGUAAUAGCAUCUCAAAUAUUUUGGUGCAAUUAAAGGUCUUGCUGGAAGGAUACAAGUUGCCAUUUAGUGUACUUAUAAGCUGAUUUUGUCUCCAUUUUGGCUUGAAAGAGCAAAAUAUUCCGUUUCAUUUGAUUUGGUCUUCUUAAAAUUUCCAUAAACUUGAGCUCAGCCUCUUCGAACGUGAGAUCCCAUUUUGACCUGUCACAUUGUUGUAAAACUUGAUAAUUCACUAGUUUUCAGCGCGA